AUGGUGUUCUUCCACAAGCGCAAAGCAUGCUCAACUCCAGACCGGCCGCGCGCCGCGUCAUGGGAGCGGUGCGUGGUGAUGGUGCUGCUGCCGCUCAUGGUGCUCUACACCGUGGGCCACUGGAUGGCCCCCUCGUGCAACCCUAACGUCGCCGUCAUGCUCGAGAGCCGCUCGCUCGCCAUGAGCGCGAAGAAACUUUCUAUGGGCUUCUGGCAGACCACGGACGAGUCUGACAGGGAGAAUGGCGACGCGCGCUCGAAGCUGUUUCUAGACGAAGACCCGUGGAAAUGCGACGCGAGCGAUGCGAUCGGCGAUUGCCCUGUGCGACGAGCCGACGCGGUCUUCGUGGCCGCGGGCUCUGUGUCGCAGCGUGUGCACGCGGUGUGCGCGGCGUACGCGCUGACGGCCGUGACCAACAUGCCGACGCUCGCCCUCUGGCCCGCCGACCGCCACCUGCCCGCCACCACGUUCCGCCACCUCUUCCGCCUCGCGCACGACCCCGCGCCUUCCCCCGCGUCAUCCCGCGCGCGCGGCGAGAGCGGGCGCGAGGGGGGCGUGUGGGUACAGGACACGCCCGCCGAGGCGGGCAUGUUGAGGCGCGCGCUCAAGGGCCGCCGACGGGUGGCGUUCAUGCCAUGCAAGAACACGACGGACGGCAAGCCCGCGCCGUCCGCCAGCGGGCUGCCGUUCAAGGUCUUUCUGUCGCCGGCCGUGCGGGAGAAAUCCACCGGCCCCCUGCGCGUCGACGCGUGCGCGUUCGAGCGCGAGGUGGACUCGUGUCUGGCCGCGAUUCGCCCGUCGGCCGCCGUGGCGGCGAUUGUGGUGGAGGAGGACCUGGCGCGCGUGGCGGCGUCCAGUGCCGUGCUGGUUGACCCACCUUCCUUUCCCUUUCCUCAUUUCCGCUGCCCCCCUCCUUUCCCCUGCCCCCCUCCUUUCCCCCUGCACACUGCCAACAAUGGCACCUCUCUCCUCCUCGCUCUCUUCACCCACCAGCAACUGACACAAGGCGUGUGCUCCGGCUGCACCGCCAACUCCAACCGUUCUGCACCGCACUGCGCCAUGCGGCGAGUGACAAUGGAGUAUCUGUACGACCCAGCAGUGAGCUUCACAGCGGGAGGCCUCAACACGUCGGACGUCACGGUGCUCAGCAGCUACUUCAGCCCUCUCAGAACCCCGCUCGUGCUCAAAAGCACCCAGCAGCGGAAUGCGUCGUGCCGCGUCGGGGGAGUGGAGGGGAGGGAAGAGGGGGAGGGUGAGAGGAGGGAGUUGGUGGAGAGUGGGGAGGAGGAUCGGGUGGUAGGCGGAGUGAAUGGGAGCGUGGUGGCGGGGGGAGGAGGUGCAGGGCUGGUGGUGCAACGCGGGUUGGAUCGAGCGCUUGGGGCGCAAGUGACGAGGUGCAGCCAGCUGCAGGUGGCAGAGCUGUUCACGCUCAGCUUCGCCCGGGGGCUGCUGGCAGUGAACCGAUCCUCCAUAGAAGCGCGCUUCGUUACAGCGCAAGGCCGCGCGCGGUCGGCGUCGUUCGGCAUGCACCGGUCGGUGUGCGAGUCGGUGGAGCUGCGGCCAAUUAUAAAACAGAAGUGGGCCAUGUUCACUCAAGUGGAAGAAAAACUUAAGCUCAUGGUGUGCACGAUGCCCAAGGUAGCAGCCAACUCGUGGCUCAUGUGGCUGCGCGCCAUGCUGGGGCAGCCGCACCCAGAGGACCCCAUUCUCGCGCUGGACCCGCGGCGGGCGGGGUGGCACAUGCUGACGCUGCACUUCACGGAGCAGCAGGCGGUGCAGCAGGUGACCCGCCCGGACUUGUUCAAGUUCACCUUCGUGCGCAACCCCUUCUCCCGCGUGCUCUCCGCCUACUCCAACAAGCUCGUCAUCACGGAUGCGCCCCACAACAAGACCGGGCCCGGGUCCAGAGAGUAUUGGAACGAGCAAUUCUUCAAGUACAUUCGGCCGCAUUGGGAGAAGGUGAAGGGAAAGGACGACCUGGUGUCGUUCCCUGACUUUGUGAAGCUCGUGGCGAAGCUCAUGCAGAACCACCGCUGGCGCAUGGACCGCCACAUUGCAUCCCAGUCGGACAUUUGCUUCAUGGACAAGAUCAAGUACGACUUUGUGGGGCGGUUUGAGAAUCUGGAGGAGGAUGCCAAGUAUGUGGUGAACCGAUUCGGAGGCGACCAUCUCGACAUCUUCAACUUCGGCGUCAACGCGCACCAGACCCGCGCCGACACCAAGCUUGCGAAAAAAUACGACAAGGAAACAUACGAGCUGGUGAAGCGAGUGUUCGCGCGCGACCUACACAUCCCUCUCAACAACAUCACUCAACAAGCCCCCUCUGUCCUUGUGGACAUGUUCGAGACAAAAUAA
Messenger RNA from Closterium sp. NIES-65, 2355 nucleotides. Lineage: Eukaryota; Viridiplantae; Streptophyta; Zygnematophyceae; Desmidiales; Closteriaceae. The record is from the annotation of a GenBank genome assembly.